UCAUUGAAAAACACCUGAAAGAAAAAAAAAAAAAACUUAGGAUAAUGACAGGGUUUGGAUCUUCAUGUGGAGCAUGCAAGUUCCUAAGGAGAAAGUGUGGUAGUGGUUGUGUUUUUGCUCCUUACUUCUCUUAUGACCAAGCAGCAACACAUUUUGCAGCGGUUCAUAAGAUCUAUGGUGCUAGUAAUGUGUCAAGGCUAUUGUCACAUCUUCCAAUCCUUAAUAGAAGUGAUGCUGCCAUCACUAUCACUUAUGAAGCUCUUGCUCGCAUGCAAGAUCCUAUUUAUGGUUGUGUUUCUCAUAUCUAUGCAUUGCAGCAACAGGUUGCAAGUUUGCAAGAGGAGAUAGAUAUUAUUGGGAGUCUAAUGACAAAUUCUACAAUUGGUGCUACCAAUUGUGGCAUAAAUAAUGUUGAAGCACCAAUAACAAAAAUGGAGUACUCGAACUGUGGAAUACAAUACCCUAUGCAAGAUGAUGAUGAUCAUCAAUGUUAUCAAAAUGAAAUGGCCAAUAAUAUUCUUUCUCAAGAAGGAAGUGUGACACCCCGCCAAGGCUAUGGCUCACACAUGGAUAUAGAGCUUCCAAAUAAUGAUGGAAAUGGGUUUGAAGGGCCAAUUGUAUUUUAUGACCAUCCCAACUUCAAUAAUAAUAAUCCAUUAGAGAAGUUCCUAUCUGGAAUUGAUCAAGAGGGAUUCAUGAACCACCCGUGAUUAAAGCAUAAUAAUGCAAUCAUAAAGAACUAGGCUUAUAGAAUUGUCAUAUGUGACUU
Molecule: messenger RNA, 769 nt
Organism: Arachis duranensis
Lineage: Eukaryota; Viridiplantae; Streptophyta; Magnoliopsida; Fabales; Fabaceae
Product: LOB domain-containing protein 33-like
Exons: 2
Coding region: 45-710 (221 amino acids)
Biological process (GO): positive regulation of DNA-templated transcription; hormone-mediated signaling pathway
Cellular component (GO): nucleus
Source: RefSeq, a predicted model, not a curated record